Messenger RNA from Panicum hallii, 832 nucleotides. RefSeq names its product phosphopantothenoylcysteine decarboxylase subunit VHS3-like. Lineage: Eukaryota; Viridiplantae; Streptophyta; Magnoliopsida; Poales; Poaceae. The transcript has a single exon. Bases 189 to 581 code for a protein of 130 amino acids. The record is from RefSeq and is a predicted model, not a curated record.
GCAGUCGCGCGGAUGGGCGAAGGCGGCGGGCGACCGAGCGCGAGAGGGCGAACCCUCCUUGCGUGUCUGGAAGCUUCCCUCAAGUUGCAGCCUCUCUCGCAUCCGGCUUCAUUAAAACCCGCUCCUAAACCCUAGCCGCCACCCCACCCCGCCCGCGCUGCAUUCAUUCCCCUCGAUCCACAGCCCAGAUGGCCAUGCACCGCGCCGCCUCGCUCGCCAUCCGCCGCCUCGCCGCCACAGCCGCGGUGGCGGCGGCCUCCCCGAGCCCGGCGCUCGUCCUCGCCCCUCUCUGGCAGCCGGCGACGGCGGCCGCCACCAGCUCCAGAUUUCUCAUGCAGCCCAUUACUACGAUGGCUGGGGCUCCGUGCGCCCGACGCGGGUACGCGGCAAGCGGCGGCGCGGGGCGGAAGGCGGCCAGGGCGGUGAGCGAGAGCGAGGAGGAUGAAGACGAGGAAUUCGAGGCCGUGGGCAGCGACGGGGAGUUCGACGGCGACUUUGACGACGAGGAUCUUGACGAAUUCGACGACGAUGAUGAGGACGACGACGAUUACGACGCCGCGCCCAAGCGCGGGAGGCGCUAAGCGGCGGCGAAGCUCGGCUCGGUGCUCUGCUUGUUGUGCUUGUUUGGUUUCUUUGCCUGAUAUAGAGAAGGAAAAAACACAUGAAAACAAUAAGUUUAGAAGCCAUUGCUUCAAAAAAAACUUUAGAAGUCAAUGGAUCGAUCAAUCGGCGUUGAUGCGUUUGUUGUAAUCUUUUUUUUUUGAGGGGAUGUUUGUUGUAAUCUUAUUGCUUGAUUGGGUUAAACAGAUUUGGUCACUUUUGUCACAUUGGA